Myiozetetes cayanensis is the source of this 1948-nucleotide messenger RNA. Its product is annotated as C-C chemokine receptor type 4-like. The coding region runs from base 163 to 1233 and encodes 356 amino acids. Gene Ontology annotation, cellular component: membrane. The transcript is spliced from 2 exons. Gene Ontology annotation, biological process: chemotaxis; inflammatory response; G protein-coupled receptor signaling pathway. NCBI's taxonomy places the organism in Eukaryota, Metazoa, Chordata, Aves, Passeriformes, Tyrannidae. Gene Ontology annotation, molecular function: C-C chemokine receptor activity. The record is from RefSeq and is a predicted model, not a curated record.
UAGAGACAUCUGCUUUUUGCAGCUGCUGGAUAUUGCUGUGUGGGUAACAACUCCCUGGCAGAGCUACCUGGUGAGGAGUAAGUGAUUCUGCACUCUUAGAGCAAAGAAGUUUCUUCACAUCAUCUGAGAAGAAAGGAGGAGAAAAGGAACUGGGGAAAAAGCAUGAGUUCUGCAAGUACAGAGUCCCUUGACCUCUCAACCUUCUAUGAGUAUUAUGAUAAUUAUAACGAUGCUCCAAAGCCGUGCAGUAAGGAAAGCGUCAGGAUAUUUGCAGCCUCCUUCCUACCAGUUCUGUAUAGCCUAGUAUUCCUGGUCGGGCUCACUGGAAACAUUCUGGUCAUUGUGGUCCUCUUCAAAUACAAGAGGCUGAAGAGCAUGACUGACGUGUACCUGCUAAACCUCGCCAUCUCAGAUUUGCUCUUUGUUUUAUGCUUGCCGUUCUGGUCUUAUUUCGCGCUAGACCAAUGGGUUUUUGGAACUCCCUGGUGUAAAGUCAUUUCGUGGAUCUACCUGGUUGGGUUUUACAGUGGUAUAUUUUUUAUUAUGCUUAUGAGCAUAGACAGAUACCUAGCAAUUGUUCGUGCAGUGUUUUCCUUGAAAGCAAGGACUGCUUUCCAUGGCUUGGUUACUAGCCUUGCCAUAUGGCUCGUAGCUUUCUUGGCCUCUGUUCCUGAGCUUGUAUUUAGAGAGUCUUUUAAUGAAAAUAAUUAUACUACCUGCAAGCUGAGAUAUCCAGGCAAUUUCACAACAUGGAAACUUUUUUCCACUUUGGAAAUUAACAUUUUAGGGCUCCUAAUCCCUUUUAUAGUUAUGACAUUUUGCUACUCCAUGAUCAUUAAAACAUUAGUUCACUGUAGAAAUGAGAAAAAGAAUAAGGCUGUGAAGAUGAUCUUUGCUGUCAUGAUUGUGUUUUUCUGUUUUUGGACCCCUUACAACAUUGUUAUUUUUUUACAACUGCUGGAAACUACAGGAGUCAUUAGAGACUGUCAAGUGAGCAGGAAUCUGGACUAUGCUUUCCAGGUAACAGAAAUCCUUGGCCUUUUUCACUGUGGCCUCAAUCCAGUCAUCUACUUCUUCAUGGGGGAAAAAUUUAAGAAGUAUCUGAAGAUGCUCUUUAAGAACUGGCAUUUACCUGGGUAUAUUUGCAAGUGGUGUGGAGUUCACAGCACUUACCACACUGAAUCUACAAGUUCAUUCCACACACAGUCUACGGGGGAUCAAGAUGCUCUGUAACGUGUUUCAGACCAACCACUGAACUCACCAGCAAGCAACUGACAAAAGCAAGAACUUUGAAAAGCUAAGCAAAUGCAGAUGCAUUUAACAAUAAGUUAAUGCCGUGUAAUUACUUACUUCAGCUUUAUUUCUGCCUCUAGAUUUUCUGGGUGCUAUGACAGAAGGUGUCCAAAAUGAGAAACACGGGAGGGGGACAUGCAAGUUUUCUCUGCUGGGAUUACAAAUCACUGCUCAGCUGUAAGGGCAGCCUCAGCUCUCUGCAAAGCACCGCGCCAUGUGGCUUCUUUUUCACCAGCAUCAAGACAUUGGCCUGGAUGGAUGGGCAGAGGCAAGACAGCAGCUUGUCAUCAGCACAUACGCUCAGAAAAUACGUUCAUUUAUUCAAGAAGGAUGGUUAUUACCUUUUUUUUUUUUUUUUAUUCUACAGUUGAUCUAUGUAGGCCUUGUUCACUCGUGACUCUUAGGAAUCCAUUAACAGUACUUGCUACUGUUAAAUAUUUCAUCUGAGGGGGAGGAUACACCGUCUGACAUUAGUGAAAAAGGACACAAAAUAUAUUCUUUAUGUGCACAAACAUGCAAAGCCAUUAUGUUGUGUUGUAGACGUGUUUUUUUCUUAGGUUGACAUAUAUGCCUAUACAUAGGUAUAUAUAUAGGCAUUUUGAAUUACUUUAUCACUGUUAUUCAGGAUACAAAUUCUGUAGUUUUAUUAACGUAA